UAAUAUAUGUGUCAAAAAGUUUGGUAACUCUAAUUAGUUAAACUAAAAAGUUAAGUGUGUGUACAUUAAAAUAGUUCAUAUCAGAGAAUAUCUUCUUUGGUUCAUAUCAUAUAUAUAUUAUGGCAGAUGAUUUAAAAAAUUAUAAAUUGCAAUUGCAACAGGUGGAAGCAGCUUUAGUUACAGAUCCACAUAAUGAAGAAUUACUUAAACUCAAAAAUGAUUUGGAGGUAGUUAUUGAGUUAACCAGAGAUCUAAUUCAAACGCAACUUGAUGAACAAAGCAAAUCAUCUUAUGUAGAGCCAUCUUUGAAAACAUCCACCUCCAAUUACUAUGAUGAAAUUGAAGCAGCAUUAUUGGAGGCUGAAAAAUUAGUUUUGCCGUCAAAAGUAUGGAAAAUUGGAGAUAAAUGUCAAGCAAAAUGGACAGAAGAUGGACAAUUUUAUGAUGCUACUAUUGAUGGUAUUACUGCUGAAGGAGAAGUAAGUGUUGUGUUUGAUGCAUAUCAAAAUAGAUCCACUUCUAAUCUAAAGGACUUGCGCGAACGUACAAAUCGUAAUGAGGUGUUUCCAUCAACUAAACGCCAUAGGCCAAAUCAAAAAGAGUACCUAAAAAAACGUAAACAAAAGAAGUUGCUUCGUUUCAAGGAACUUGAGGAAGAAAGAGAAUCUGAUAAAAAUAAGUGGCUUAACUUUACAACAAAGAAUUAUAAAAAACCUGGAAUGAAAACAAAAAGUAUCUUUGCUUCGCCAGAAAAUGUGUCUGGUCGCGUUGGUAUUGGUACUUGUGGUGUAUCUGGAAAAGGUAUGACGGAAUUUACUGUUGGUGAAAAAUAUCGCAAGGGCAUAUAACUAUCUCCAAAGCAUCGUAUAUUUUUAAUUCUUUAGUCUGUAAAACGAAUUAGAAUGCUUAAAAGUGUAUAUAAUAAUUUUCAAUACAACAAUUUAAGAAAUAUUGAUAAUUUAGUAAGU
Messenger RNA from Teleopsis dalmanni, 968 nucleotides. RefSeq names its product survival of motor neuron-related-splicing factor 30 (gene Spf30). Lineage: Eukaryota; Metazoa; Arthropoda; Insecta; Diptera; Diopsidae. The transcript is spliced from 3 exons. Gene Ontology annotation, cellular component: cytoplasm; precatalytic spliceosome; nucleus. Gene Ontology annotation, biological process: mRNA processing; regulation of alternative mRNA splicing, via spliceosome. The coding region runs from base 120 to 848 and encodes 242 amino acids. The record is from RefSeq and is a predicted model, not a curated record. Gene Ontology annotation, molecular function: RNA binding.